Molecule: messenger RNA, 824 nt
Organism: Fragaria vesca subsp. vesca
Lineage: Eukaryota; Viridiplantae; Streptophyta; Magnoliopsida; Rosales; Rosaceae
Exons: 3
Coding region: 65-532 (155 amino acids)
Source: RefSeq, a predicted model, not a curated record
AUUGACUGACACAUCUCAAGUAAUCAAGGAGGAGUUAAUUGAAAGGAAAACUCAUCGUGGGGUGAUGGAGGAAGCAGACUCCCCAACCCCUCGUCCUCCGUUUGUGGAGGUGAAAUGCGAAAGUUCAGGCAUGAGAAGGCGCUUUGCAAUUGGCACAGAAGCUGGUUUCGCAGCAUCAGUGAUCAACAACAAACUGGGUUCAGUUGAUUCUGUGUACAUUGAAGCCGUUAAGGAAGGUGAAGAGCCCAUCACUUUUGGACCCAACUCACUUCUCGUCGACUACGGCCACGGUUGGACAUUACACACUGUUACAGGGGAAGGUGUUGUUAGGCCUAAGCCGAUCCAAGUUCAUCAUGUAAUGGGUUCUGACAACUUACAUGCUGCAAAGAGGGUACCUGAUCAAGCAAUCAAUUUUAUAUACAUUGGAAAAAUAGUGAUAGCUUUUAUUUUGAUCUUCGUACUUGGCGCAAUUUUGGCUUUGGUUCUUGAGAACGUUCCUAGACUGAUAGAGUUACUCGAACAAUAUGUGUAAUCUUACAAGACCUAACAUAAACUUCCCCAAGUCGAUAUUCAUGUAUAAAACAAAAGCAGAACUGAGUUCCAUUGCUCUAGACCAAAAGUGUAGGGUUAGGUCAAUGUAUUGGUUGGUACAGUCAUGUUUAGGUAGUCAUUUUAUUUCUCACUGAGUUGAGUUGUGCUGAACUACCUUUGGAUUUGGAUUUGGAGAUGAUGCAGUUGAAAUGGGUUCCAUUGCCUCAUUAACAUGAUUCUUAUCAUUCUAUUUGGUCCAUGAAUCUCAUUUUUCAGUGGCAUGCUGGAUUGUU